Messenger RNA from Lodderomyces beijingensis, 312 nucleotides. The record is from the annotation of a GenBank genome assembly. Lineage: Eukaryota; Fungi; Ascomycota; Pichiomycetes; Serinales; Debaryomycetaceae.
AUGUCUGGUAGAGGAAAAGGAGGAAAAGGUUUGGGAAAAGGUGGCGCCAAGAGACACAGAAAGAUCUUGAGAGACAACAUCCAGGGUAUCACGAAACCGGCCAUUAGAAGAUUGGCCAGAAGAGGUGGUGUCAAGCGUAUCUCGGCUUUGAUCUACGAGGAAAUCAGGGUUGUCUUGAAACAGUUUUUGGAAAACGUCAUUAGAGAUGCUGUCACCUAUACCGAGCACGCCAAGAGGAAGACUGUCACUUCGUUGGAUGUCGUGUAUGCUUUAAAGAGACAAGGUAGAACCUUGUACGGUUUUGGUGGAUAA